GUCAAGAGGGACAAAAGUGAACCUCCGUCGUCCAUUCCUGAAGUGGAUGAAAAGGCAGCGAAAGAAGAGUCCUCGUUCCCGCCCGAGAAACGAGAAAAGGAGAAGGAGAAGACGGAUGCUUCUCAGACUAGUCCGAAGAAGAAAGUAGGUGUAUCAGCGACUGGCUGUGAUGUGCUAGCUGAUGUCACAGCUUACACCAUGCUCCCACCUGGACAAGGAAUCCGUACAGCUCUACUCCAAGAUCUCCUGAAGUUGAUCUGUACCCAAGCUGGUUGCAGUGCUUCUCAGACUAGUCCGAAGAAGAAAGUAGGUGUAUCAGCGACUGGCUGUGAUGUGCUAGCUGAUGUCACAGCUUACACCAUGCUCCCACCUGGACAAGGUGUUGAACGGAUAGAA
Messenger RNA from Ostertagia ostertagi, 396 nucleotides. The record is from the annotation of a GenBank genome assembly. NCBI's taxonomy places the organism in Eukaryota, Metazoa, Nematoda, Chromadorea, Rhabditida, Trichostrongylidae.